Molecule: messenger RNA, 2880 nt
Organism: Linum trigynum
Lineage: Eukaryota; Viridiplantae; Streptophyta; Magnoliopsida; Malpighiales; Linaceae
Source: the annotation of a GenBank genome assembly
GUAACUCAACUACUUCCUCUCUCUCUCUAAACAUAACAUAAAUUCUCUCUUCUCUCUCUAACUUAAGCAUUGGAGAGUUUCCUGGGUGACCGCCCAUGGACCCUUGUUUUGCAGGGAUCUGGAGUACACCCACCCUCUAGAACAGGCGCCUUGCUCGUUCUUCAUAAACCACCUAGGAUAUUCUAGGCUUAAACAAUUUGGCGCCCACCGUGGGGCGAGCAAGGCACUGAAGAAAAGAUGGAUGGGAGCUCCAAGACCCCCGUCAAAGGUAUAGUAGAAAGAAGCGACCUUCGCGGCCAAGAAAUGCAAAGAAACGACAUCUACGGACUGGAAAUGCCGACGGUGGAAGAAGAAAUGGAAAUGGAGGACCGCGUGAAAAGUCAAGGAAAACAGAUAUCAAGCAUGCAGGAAAGUUUGAGCCAAAUCUUGGCCAUGCUCAAGGAGAAGGGAAGCGAAGUGCCAGAGAACUCUGGAAGACAAACAACGAAGGGAAAAAGGAAGGAAAGAGGAUCCCGACAGCCCUCCUCAUACAGUAGAAAAAGGCGCGGAAGAUCUCAGCUUGGGCUUCUUGGAGGAACACCUUAAACCCUCAUAUGGAAAGGUAAAGGGUCACAACAUCCUCCAGAACCUACUAGCCAAAAGCUUAUUUAAAACUCAAGUUCCCCCAAACUUCUCAUCACUGGGAUUGCCGACGUACAGUGGAAGUUCCGAUCCCGCCGACCACUUGACCGCCUUUAUGCUAACCAUGCAGCUCAUCAACGCCACAAACGCUGAUUUGUGUAAAGCGUUCCCUGUCACGUUUAGUGGCCACUGCCGAACUUGGUACACUUCUCUGCCUGAGGGGAUAAUUGAAAACUUCAAGCAGUUUGCCACCCUCUUCUCCUCAAAGUUCGCAUCUCAACGAAGAAGGAAGCUGACCAUGUCUGCACUCAUCAACUGCAAACAGGGAGGAGAAAAAAAGCUGACGGAUUUCAAUGAUCGGUGGAACACCAUAGCGUGUGGGGUACAAGGAAUCUCGCCAAGCGUGGUAGCAGCAGACAACUUGCGCAUGUCGACGCAUAGUUGCGUGCUUUGAAGAGCGCUCAUCAAGAAGGAACACGCUCUGAAGGAGUGGCCAAAUUUAGACCGCCUAGUAGGGAAAGCGAUCUUGCUAGAAAAAUCCAUGAUCAUAGAAGAUGCUUCCAAAUGUGUCAACCCAAGAGUGGAUAAGUCAUAUAAGAAAAGGGGAGGAUCGCCCAGGAGAAGAGGGCGUUCUCUAGAAAGGCGCAACUACAAACCGCGGCUUCGUCACCGAGACAACAAGCGGGAGGCUUUUACCACCAACAAAGAGGAAAGCAGGGAAAGGAGGAGAGACUCCAAAGAUGAGAACCAGACGCAUAGGAGGGAAUAAGAUCGAAAGUGGUGUGACUGGCACCAGAUGCCCACCCAUGACACCACGGAUUGUCGGGAGUUCAGGGCAGUUUGAAGUACUUGGCGCUCGGAGACCUGAAAAGCCAUCUGGAUACGCGGCCGCAUCGCCAGGAACAGAUGCACGACAAAGAAAGGUCGUCGAGCCCGAGAAGGAGGUCUCGCAUGCCCAAGCGCAGAAGAUCAAGAUCGCUGAGAAGAGAGUGAUCCCCUCGACACGACCGUUUACCGCCACCGCCAAGAAGAUCUCCUCCCCAUCGACAGCCUCGACUCAAUGACGAAGAUGUGGAAAUCAGCUUCGCGCCCUCUGAGCUGGCCUGGCACCUAAUGCUAGUGGAGAAGAUCCGUUGGUCAUCUCCUUGAGGACAAGGAAGUUCAAAAUCACAAGGGCUGAUAGACCGUUAAUUGCACAUGUUUUUACUCCUAAUCUUACACCGUUUGAGAUGUUGAUUCUCGUGUUUUAGGCCGAUUUCACGCUAGGUUGUUCUUGUUUGUGAUAUUUCAGGUCCUAGUACGUGAAUGAAGGUUUGGGAGCGAGUUCGGGGUCGAUUGGACGAAGUUCGGACGUGUGGUGAGACACCGAGGAAGCCACACGGGCACUCCUAAAAGCCACACGCCCGUGUAAGGAACCCAUGUGGCCGUGUGGGAUUUACCGUGCCUUCACACGGGCAUCCUGGAGAUUCCACACGGUCGUGUGUCCCUAGCCGUGUAGGAAGCCUGAAGUCCACUUAAUCGAAACUCCGCGUUUUGACACUCACACGGGCAGCUGGGUCAGCCACACGGCCGUGUGGCCUGCCCGUGUGGUCGGGAUUUUCUGGGUUUUAACCCAAUUUCGAGCAAAAAGAGAGGGGAUCGACUUUUCAGAGCAAAAACAGAGCCCUAGAGAGAGAAAGUGCGAAGAACACAUCCUAGAAGUGAUUUUGGAGCUGGGUUUCAUCAAUCGAGCUUGGAGAUCAUCAUAGGAGUGAGGAUCAUCAUCCCAGAGCAGAUUCUUCCCAUUGUUAUGAGUAUGACUACUUUGUAUUCUGUUUUCCUCUCUCUCUCUAUGGAGUAGAACCCUCUCUCACUUGGGUAUGAAGAACCCUAGUUCCUUGUGUUAGGGAUCAUGAUUGUAAUGGCUUGGGAUUGCUAUACUGUUUGGUUUUAAUCGAAUGAUGCAUGAUUCAUUGAAUUGAUUGAAGUCUGAUAAGCUUUUCUUGAUUUCUGCUGCAACCUGAGAUAGAUAGAAUCUGAUUAGUUUGUUAGAGCUUCAUCAUUUAGUAGAAGUAGAUUGGUUAUACGAGAGUUAGUCAGUCUACUGCUUUGUACUGGAAUCCAAUUCCAGUAGUGGAGUUCUGUGCUUAUUGCUUCAGCUUUCUAUCCCGGUGAAGACUAGUCGUCUGCCGGGUAGUUAGACUAAGAGGGCUUGGUCAGCUUAAGAGAUUCCAAGCUACUAUCGGAUCUUCCGCAGUUUAAUCAACAAUCAAUCAACCC